Messenger RNA from Podarcis lilfordi (Lilford's wall lizard), 26610 nucleotides. The record is from the annotation of a GenBank genome assembly. NCBI's taxonomy places the organism in Eukaryota, Metazoa, Chordata, Lepidosauria, Squamata, Lacertidae.
AGCGUUUCUUACCGGAAGCACGUGUUUGUCGGCAUGGGGGCAGUGGCGAGGGAAUCGAACCGGUAAAGAAGUUAGCCUGGGAUUAGAACAUGGCAAGCCGGAGCUCCUCAGUAACCUUCAAAACCAAGUAAGAAAGGGGGAGCGGUUGCCAUGGAGAAUGCUUCCUGUUUCCUCUCGGGUGGGGUGUCCUUGUGCUAUCGUCAUGGCAACGCAGUCCCUUACAGGGCGGAGGGGGCGGUUGUUUGGACGCGCUAGACUCUCCUUCCCGCUUUUUGUGGUCCAUCCUUGGGAUGCCUGACGUCAUAAUCGAAGGGGAAGGGUUUCUCAGAGCAUGUGCAGAGUGCCUUUCAUUUUCAUUUCCUCACUGAGUCGCUGCCAGCUGGGGCUGUUUGAAUAAUCCUGUUUCAAUUUUAUUUUAUUGGAUGCCAUCCUGUGCUUCUCCACUAAGUAUCCAAAAGUGGCCCCUACACAUUUGGGCGUAAUGUACGGGGCUUUCAGUCAGUUCUCCUGUGAGACUAGGAUCUGCAUAGCUUCUCUGCACAUUUAUCACUUGAGAAUUAGGCACCCUGGGAGAAGACCUGGUGUUACUGUGGUGCCUGAGUGUUCUGCUCUGUCAUCUGUGCUUUGGAGCCAUUGUUAUGGCUGAGCUGAAGCAAAGCCAACUCUCAACUCGCUGAAUUGGUAUUUUCCUUCUGUCCUUUCACAGCUAUGCCAUUUCCAAGAGAAUCGAGCCAUUCUACAAAGGAGGACGGGUUCAGGUAAUGCCAGAGCCCAGGUUUUGACCAUGCUGGCUGUGCUUACCACACAUUCCCGUGAUCAUGUGCAGAAAAGGCUCCUCCACUCUCAUCUGUUUGUUUUCUAGAUGACCCAAGAUGGGGAAUAUAUGUUCUGUGCUUGUGAUAACAAGGUGAAUGUGGUGGACGUUGCAACAGGAACUGUCGUUAACUGUAUCGAAGAGGUAAUAAGGACAACAGUAACCACCUUAAUUUGAUCCCUGAAUAUGUGUACUUGGUCAUCUUCAAAGGAUGUCAUACCUCUGCUUCCUUUGGAGCUUUCUCAAACACACUCCCCAUUAACCUCAGUCUGCCCUCUACCACCCUCCACCUGCCUGCCAUCCAAGUAGUCCAUGGGGGUGACACUGCCUGGUGACAUUUCCUCUUUCUUGGCAUCAUUCUUUCCCUUGUAGAUAGGCAUGUAAAAAAUUGUUUGUUUAGCUCUGAGCCAUAACAAGACAGAGCAAAAAACCACACAUUUUUAGAUGAGCCACAAAUAUAGCUUUUAUUUCCUGGCUGGCUUUCCAAAUAAAGAAAUUAGCCAAAUAACCUGAUUUUCAUUGUCAAACAACAAAAAGCAAGCAAACUUACUAAGUAUAUCAAAGUUAUUGCUACUAAAUGAUAAACUUUUUGCUUUCUGUCUUUUUUCUCUCCCAAGGAUGAAGAAGAGGAAAUUACAUCAUUUGCUCUCAGUAAAGAUGAUGAAGUAAGUGAUCACAGAAUUGCAUAGUAAGAAUUCAGAACAGAGGGUCACAUGGGGGCAGAGUGAGAUGAUGGGUGGAAUCAAGCACCCUAUUAAGCUGUACAUUUUUCAGUGUAGACCUUUAUUCUCCUGCACAUACCACCUUUAAAUUAAUGGUAGCUGUGCAAACUCAGUUUCUUUAUUUUGGACUCUGAAGGGGUCAGUUUAUGUGGCAAAAAUGCCUAGAAUUUAGACCACUAUAUAUAGGGGGGAUGGAGAACCUGUGGCCCUCAUGAUGAUGUUGGGCCACAAGUACCAUCAUCCCUAAUCAGGCUCGCUAGGACUGAUGGGAAUUGGAGUCCAGCAACAUCUGGAGGGCUACAGUUUAGCAGUCCCUGAAUAGAGUGCCUCAUGUAAUACACUUGUGAUGCCCAGAUUUUUAGACCACUGUGUGGUUCGCUUUACUAGCCAACCUGUUUCCACCAUUUCCUCUUGUUAUUUCCCCCCAUGUUAGAUUCUUGUGACUGGAAGCCGAUCGAUGCUGCUGAAGCAAUGGGACUGGCCAGAAAAUAAAUGCACACGCACAUGGAAGGCUAUGCACACAGCCUCCAUGGCCAGCAUGGCCUUUGACUCGAGCUCCACAUUGUUGGCUACAGGUACGAGUUGCAUCUGUCCAGAGGGAAUAGGUAGUCUCCAUGGGACUGAGGAGGAAGGAAGAAAUACGCCUCUCACCCCAUCCCAGUGUUAAUUCCUCUGCAGCUAGAGCGGGCCUGGAAGCUAAGACCUCCCUAUUUGGCUGACUUUUUGUGCCUGCUUCAUUUCUCCCUUUUGUUCUUCCAGGUGGCUGUGACAGCGCUAUUAAGGUCUGGGAUGUUCCCAGGCAGUACUGCACACACAACUUGAAAGGCUCAACGGGGGUUGUCCAGUAAGGACCUUUUCUUUUUCCAUGUGCUCUUUUGCGAUAGGAAAAAACUAGCCCAAACAAUUUGUGACUUUCUGCAGGAGGGUGGCAAAGACUUAAAAAAAGCAAAGUGUGUUAUGCCUUAAAUCUGUGUUAACCUCGUAGAAUCAUAGAUGUUGUUCUGAUGUAUGGCCAUGGCAGCUGGGGCUGGUGGGACUUGUAGUCUAAAGUGUCUGAAAGUCACCAGGUUGGUGAAAGUUGGAUUAGCGUUUGCUUCAUUUCCCAGUUAUUAAUUAACAGAACAACUUUGGUUGGUGCAGAGUAGUCAGUCUCCUUUUCAACAUCCAUAAUAAAGCCCAUGUCGUUCAAUAGAAUACAGUGGUACCUCGGUUUACAAACUUAAUCCAUUCCAGAAGUCCGUUUUUAAACCAAAGCCGUUCUUAAACCGAGGUGCACUUUUCCUAAUGAGGCCUCCCACCUCCAGUGCCCUUCCACCGUUCAGCUUCCAUUUGUAGACCAAGGUAAAGUUCGCUAACCAGAACACCUACUUCCAGUUCGUUAACAGGGCUGAUCAUAGACCGAGGUACCACUGUAUAAUAGGAUUCAUCAACUGAGAUUACUCUCCAUCCCAGCAAUUGAAUCGUUGUUGUUUCCCCCUCUGUUAAGCCAAGUUAACAAAUAAACACAGACAGAUAAUUUGCACUAUCCUUAUUUUUUUAUAGCGCCAUCUGUGCUUCUGUAUGAACAUAGGAAAGAAUCCUUAUAGUCCAUUAGACCAAUGGCCCAUUUCAGUCAGUAUCAUCUUCAUUGAUGGGAAACCUGUGUAUUUCAGAUAUGUUAGACUACAGCCCAUGAUCUCUGAACAUUAGCCAUGCUGGGUAGAGCUGAUGGAGUUGUAGUCCAACAACAUCUGGAGGGCCACAGGUUAGCAGUGCUGACUGGUAGUGGCUCUGUAGGGUUUCAGGACAUGCCAUUGGGGAUUACAUUUUGGACCCUCUGCAUGCUGAGCAGGUGCUCUGCCACUGAGCUGUGGAACAUAGAAAGGUGCUUUAUACUGAGUCAAACCACCACUUCAUCUAGCUCAGUAUUGUCUAUAUCAGCGUUUCCCAAACUUGGGCCUCCAGCUAUUUUUUGGACUACAAUUCCCAUAAUCCCUGACCAUUGGUCCUGCUAGCUAGGGAUCAUGGGAGUUAUAGUGCAACAACAGAUGGGAGACCCACGUUUGGGAAACACAGUGGCAGUGACUUUCCAGGGUUUCAAGCAGGGGGCGUUUCCAGACCUACUUGGAGACUGAACAUGGGACUUUUUGCAUGCAAAGCAGAUGUUUUACCUCCUUCCUUUAGAAACAUAGGACACUGCCUUAUAUUGAGUCAGACCUUCAGUCCAUCUAGCUCAGCAUCAUUCACACUUACUAGCAGCGGCUGCCCAGGUUUGCAGGCAGAAGUGUCUGUCUUUCUCUCUCUCCAGCCCUACCUGGAUAUGCCAGAGGGAGCCUCCUGCAUAUGCUCUACCACUAACCUGCCUGUCUCUUUCCCCAGCCUUGUCGAGUUCCACCCAGACACUUCUAAGCUACAACUCUUCUCUUCUUCCAUGGACAACACCAUCCGGGUUUGGGACCUGAAGUCCAGCGAGUGCGUCGCUCAGCUAGAAAACCAUUACAGCUCUGUCACCUCCCUCGCUUUCUCUCCUGACAAUGAGACGCUCAUCAGGUGAGAACCUGGAAGGGGAGCUCCCUCUGUGCUUUCUUUCUGUUCUGCAAAUCAGAAUCCAUUUAAGUUUCAUUAAAUCACUUCAAGGCAGCUUACAAAAUACAAGCAGUCUACAAAUACAGUGGUACCUCAGGUUAAGAAUUUAAUUCGUUCUGGAGGUCUGUUCUUAACUUGAAACUGUUCUUAACCUGAAGCACCACUUUAGUUAAUGGGGCCUCCUGCUGCUGCCGCGCCGCCACUGCACGAUUUCUGUUCUCAUCCUGAAGCAAAGUUCUUAACCCGAGGUAAUAUUUCUGGGUUAGCGGAGUCUGUAACCUGAAGCGUAACACAAGGUACCACUGUAUAGAAGAAUUAGAAUCAAACGUGUCAGCCAGCAAAAUUUUCAAUGCAAUCCCAAAAGCAAACACUGCCAUCCUUCCAAAAAAAAUACAUGGUACAAAACAGAACAGUUUAAAUACCCAGCAGAACAGAAGUAUGUUAACAGUGCCUACAUAUGUGUAACGACACCUACUCUCUGCCCACUGAUGAUAUUUCUGUUAUAAUUAUAAUUAUUGUUAUUGCUAUUAUUGCUGUUAUAAUCUGUUUAUUUAUAUACCACAUUUUCUACAAAUUUGUACUCAAGUCAGUUUACAGCAGACAAAGACAAUUAAUACAGUAACCAUGUUACAUAAGUAAAACCAUUAUACCAUUUACAAUUCUAAGUAAAGUAUGUUAAGCAAGCACUUCUGCAUUAUGUCGGUGUCUGCUAAAAUGUCUUUGUUUAGGCAAGGCUACCCAGACGUGUAACUUUAUUUCAUUGUGUGUGUGUGUGUGUGCGUAUAAACUAGGAGUGUGCACUUGUUUGUAAUACAAAUGUAAUGUACAUAUAACCCCAUUUUUUAAAAACCAAAGGGUGAACAAACAUGAAUCUGGCACAUUUGGUUUAUCAUUGUUUUUGUUUGUCCCCUCUCCCUGAUAUUUUGAAAAGAUGAUGUCUUGAGAACAAAACCUGCACAUUUCCCACUAUUUGGGUGGAAAACCACAUAAAGUUAACAGGGAAGAAAAGACUGGGUUGGUCUCCAUUGAAAUCAGUGGAAAAACUGUGAGGUGAAGUGAAAGUUUCUCCCCAUUGAACACCUCUAUGGGAAACUGAAGCCAAUACAAAACCUCUUGCCCAAAGAAAGCCAUGUGUGAGGCUCAGAUGCUCGCAAGUCUCACUCAGCCUGAGAGGAGUUGUGUAAAAUCUUCUGUGCCUCAGUUUCCUCACCUGUAAAUGGGCAGUUCCGAGCCUAUCAAACCAUUCUCAUGGAAACCCUUGUGCUGUGUCUGCAAUUCCAGUUAUCUAGUUCCAAAGGGCUGAAAGUGACACUGUGUUUGAUUUCAGCUCCGGCCGUGAUAAAAUCUGCACUGUGUGGGACCUGAACAAGGGAGAAGCCAAGGGCACCAUCCCUGUCUAUGAGGUGAAGUUCUUUUCCGCCCCUGCCUUCCUACUUUGCUUACUCGGAAGGGGCGAUCUGGUCUCGAAUUCUUCUUUUCUGUGAUGUGUUGGGAGAAGAGAGUUGGCCGUAUUCACACAUCAAGGUUUAUAGUGAAUACACAGGUGGCUCUUGCUUCACCCCUCCCCUCUAGCCACCAGGAGCAACAAACCAUAAUCCCUGCCAUAGUGUAAGAUCUGACCUGGUUUGCUGCACUCCAAACAAACCAUGAAGUUAAAACCUUGGCUUACCGAUCAUGGUUUACUUGAGCAAAGCCACAAUCCCCAGUUUGGACCCAGUGACUGUGGUUUGCUGCUCCUGCUUGCACUAGGGGAGGAACAAUCACUUUGCUUGUUAAACCAUGGUUUACCAUGACAUGCACACUGCCGGGGUUUUGUUUUUUAUUUUGAAUGGCUCACCGGUCCUAAUUUUGUUUCAACCUUAAAACUUGGCCAUGUUCUGGCAAGCUGUUAGACUGACCCAGUCAGCCCGCCACUGGGAAUUGUAGGUCAAGCACCAGUUUGGCAAAAGCUGCCCUAGAGAUACAGCCUAAUUCCAUGUGUCUCCUUGACUAUGAAUAGGCCAUCAUCUAUCUUUUAGGUGCAUUGCACGUUGCUGAAUUUUUCCAGACAGAGCCACACUUGGCCACACUGGUGUGAAAAGUAGCUUCUCUGCCCAAUAAAUGCCUCUGGAGCUGUCUGGCAUUGGUUGGGGGCGGGGUGGAUGUCUCUCACUCUUUUCCUGUUCAUGACUCCUGCUGACUUCUUUAUCCACCUUAGAGCAUUGAAUCUGUGGUCAUGUUGCCAGAACAAGGGGAUUUCUCGUGUUUAGGUGUGAGUAAAGAGAGCCUUCACUUUGUAACAGCAGGCAGCAAAGGUGGGUAGAAGACCUUUUUCUUACUCGUAAACAAUUUUUUAAUGUGUCAGAGGAAAAGUAAGAAAGAAAAUACAGAGUAAAAGCAGAACUUUUUUUAUAAUUUCUUAUAAUUUGUGUUCCGAUAUACAGUGGUACCUCGGGUUAAGUACUUAAUUUGUUCCGGAGGUCCGUACUUAACCUGAAACUGUUCUUAACCUGAAGCACCACUUUAGCUAAUGGGGCCUCCUGCUGCCGCCGCGCCGCCAGAGCAUGAUUUCUGUUCUCAUCCUGAAGCAAAGUUCUUAACCUGAAGCACUAUUUCUGGGUUGGCGGAGUCUGUAACCUGAAGCGUAUGUAACCCGAGGUACCACUGUAUUAGGAAUAGCUCUCCUAACACACACACACACUCCAUUUUUAUCCUCACAACAACCCUGUAAGGUAGAUUAGGCUGAAAGACUUGGGCCAGCCCAAGGUCACCCAUGAGCUUCAUGACUAAGUGGGAAUUUAAACUUGGAUCUCCAAGGAUGUAGUUCAGCAUUCUCACCAUUCUACCACCCUGCAUCCGGAUAGUUGGAAGGGAGCAGGUCCCGCCCUUCCUCUUCCUGUUACGUGUGUGUGUGUGUGUGUGUGCGCGCACACACACACGCUGGAGGACAGAGAUUGCCUAAAGCCAAUUACUGGGACAGGAGAAUGGUAUCCAUAGGAUUGGAGAAAUGAGUUCUUUGGGGCACUUGACCUCCAGCAAAAAGCGAUAUAUCUUGGAAGGUUUUCCCAUAAGGUCUGGAAACCUGCCCACCCAGCUAUGUUUGGCAAACAGAAGCCAAGGUUCCCAGCCCGCUGCAGUCCAUGCCAGAGCUCACAGAACUGCUCAGGAUAUAUAUGGGUUGCAAGGCUUUUCCUCGCCUAUGCAAUAUUUUCCCCCUGUAACGAUUUCCUAUUUUAGAAAUCUAUCUCGCCUACUUUUCCCAAACAAAUUCAAGGUGACUAGCAAAGAAGAAACAAAUAACCAACCCCAGUUCAGUUCAGUUCAUCUUCUUAAAACAGCCUGGCCAAGCUGGCCAGGUGCUAAUGGGAAUUGUAGUUCAAAACAUAUGGAGGGGCACCAGGUUGGCCACAGCUGCUUGGGCUACACCCCCCCCCCCAAUUACAAGAGGCCCCCAUUUGCCUCAAACCUUGCCCAUCUUUGCAAGUUAUUUGAUGAUGCUGAUGCGUUGUGUGCUGUGUGUUAGGGAUCCUCCGAGUCUGGGAUGCGGCGUCAGCCACCUGCGUUCACAGCCAGUCCUUGCCCUGCCUCCCGGCAGCAUGCAUGGAUCAGGAGGACGGGCUGCAGAGCCUCAUGCAUUGCGUCCUGGUGCCCAUGAAGAGCCAAAUUGUCACCGUGAACUCGGAACGCAACAUCUGCAUGUAUGAUGCACAGACCCUUGAGCUCAGGAAGCAGGUAAUCCGCUUCUUAAUUAUUAUUGAUUUUUAAGAUUUACAAUAUUUCAGAGUUGCCGUAACGUAAGUUAUUGAUCAACCUCAGAAGGUGGUGGUCCCUCUUUCAUUGGAGCAGUUCCAGAUGUUUGUGUUCAAACCCCUGGAACGUACCCCCCCACACACACACACACUCACUGUUCUGAAUCUGCUGACUGGUAAGGACAGAGUUUCAGGCUCCUGUCCCUACCAGGAGAUGCAAGGGAGUGGAACUGGGACCAUCUUCAUGCAAAGCUGGUAUGCUAACCCAUCCGGCUUGACUCUUGCUCUUCAGUUUGCAGGUUACAAUGGAGAGGUUUUGGAUGUCAGGUUCCUGGGCCCCAGAGACUCCCACGUGGUUGUGGCCACCAACAGCCCCCAGCUGAAGGUCUUUGAGCUGGUGACAUCUAACUGCCAGAUCCUGCACGGCCACACAGGUAGGUGGCAAGAAGCUCCUCCAGUUUUCCGUGCGGGAUAGGUGCAGGGAUGCCUUUCUCAGGGGCUGCGGUUGAUGCAAAAUUCGGCUGCUAAAUAUUGUACAGGGCGUUUGGUCCCAGGGCUGCCUUGUCCUGUUAAUUGUUUGCCAGUUCAGUGUGGCAACAGCACAUCACACCGGCCUUCUUUCUUGCAGAUAUCGUUCUUGCCUUGGAUGUCUUCCGAAAGGGGAGGUUGUUUGCCAGCUGUGCGAAGGUAAUUUCCCUGUUGGGAUUCAUUUAUUUUUAAUUCAUUGUGCAUUAAUUCAAGUGGGUGAUGGGGGGGGGCUCCAGGCCUGAGGCUCAUCCCUAAACAGCGUGGGUCUCUGUGUUACUUAUGCUUCAGAGCCCUCUUCAAGCACAGAAAGGAACUUUUCCAUGUGCGGUUGAUGCGCAGGAUGCAGGCCUCUGGAUUGGCUAAGUCAGCGCUAAAGAGACCUGUCCGUAACAAGGAAACUGGCCCAAGCGCUUCCUGCUCUGUAAUCACCAUUUAGCUUAAUUAUCCUACUGCUCUUGUUCUGAUGCUGGCGUGACAUUUAAGGUCAGGGCUGCGGACUUUCAAACUCAAUUUUAGCUCAGGAAGCAUCUGAAAUAUGUGGACAAUCUAAACGCUGGAUAAAUGGGGGCAUUGUUUAAAGGCCGCUAUGCAUAGACUCGGCUUUGAAGGAGCUCCGCAGGGUCUCUUAACGGAUGCAUUCCCCAACUUCGUGUCCUCCUUUUCUCUCCUCUGCCCCCCCCCCCCAGCACUGGAAUUGCUGGUCUCAUGCAGGGCCUCCCUCCUGAUUUUCCACAUCACAGGACAGUUUCAGCAAGUUGCUUGUGUUGUGGUUUCUGCAAGGAAUUGUUUUCCUUCUUAAGGAACUUCCUGUGUCUCUGGAUUAGUACAUCUUGCUUUUGCAAGGUCCAGCCCAUGCAUACAGCACACCCUCCCCGGGCCACAGCCCCUUCCAUGCCACAACUUGCACCAACCCUGCUCUGUGCUCUCCUGAGUGUUUUUGCCUGACUGGAAUGUGUCUGGUUGGAGGAUACAGAGGAUACUGUUUGCCUGGUUGGAGGAUACAGAGAAGGGGGGUCAUGUAGGUACUAGCCUGCUGUACAAAAAGCAGCGUUCAGUUGUUGGUCUGCCCACUUUUGCCUCUGACCCCAUCCACCACUGGCAUGUGGUCCCCAGCAGGUUGCCCAGAAGGGAUUGUGGCCCCCAGGCUGAGAAAGCUUCCCCUACCCUCUUGUAACCCAUCCUCCACCUCUUCCACUUCCAGGAUAAAAGCAUCAGGAUUUGGCGGAUGAAUGACCACGGUAAUGUCUUCUGCGUCGCCCAGGGCCUGGGCCAUACCCAAGGAGUCGGUGCUCUCUCAUGCUCCAGGUAACAACAACAGAAUCCAUUCCCUGCCUCCUCCCCAGCCUCCCUUCAGUUUCUUGGUGUGUUGUUGUUGAUAUGUGUUUUUUAAGAGUCUUCUUGUCUGCAAACCCUUGACUGUGGCUGUUUCAUAGCAGAGCUUUUUCUUCCCCAGCGGCAGGUUGGGGCUCUUUUCUACUCUGAGUAGAAAAUCUCCUCCAGCUGCUGUGUUUGGUGUUUUCUCUCCUUCAGUGUUGGUUUCCAGGGCCUCCAAAGACCUGGCGUGAAGCUUGCCUGCUAAGCAAGCGUUCACCAUCUCUUCCUUUCGACCAUUCAGAGUCAGAAAUGUGGAACAGUUGCAUCCUCUGCCAUCAUCAUGUGCACCCAAACACUUCGUGCAGACACCCAGUCCCUGAAAUGUUUGGGAAAGGUGUGGAAAAAGUUCACACUGCCCUGAGAUGUGAGCGGGCUCUAUGUCACAUUCGCAACUUGCAUUGAAAGCACAUUAAGGAAUCCUGAGAACUGUAGUUUGCCAAGGACUGCUUCCAGCAGAGAUUCAACAGGUGCCAUUUCAACUUCUAAACGCCUGCUGGAAACUUUUCUAUACUGUCAAGCUGGUGCAGGCAAUUAAGAAUGCACUUUUCCGUAACAGUUAGCUGAUUUCUGAUUUUGACCUUUUCAAAUGGUUUUUAUGGUAUGGUUUUAUUUAUAAUUGUUUUGAACCAUGGUACAUAAAUAGUGGGAUGUGGGUGGCGCUGUGGGUUAAACCACAGAGCCUAGGACUUGCCGAUCAGAAGGUCAGCGGUUUGAAUCCCCGCAACGGGGUGAGCUCCCGUUGCUCGGUCCCUGCUCCUGCCAACCUAGCAGUUCGAAAGCACGUCAAAGUGCAAGUAGAUAAAUAGGUACCGCUCCGGUGGGAAGGUAAACGGCAUUUCCGUGUGCUGCUCUGGUUUGCCAGAAGCGGCUUAGUCAUGCUGGCCACAUGACCCGGAAGCUGUACACCGGCUCCCUCGGCCAAUAAAGUGAGAUGAGCGCCGCAACCCCAGAGUCGGCCACGACUGGACCUAAUGGUCAGGGGUCCCUUUAUUUUUACCUUACAUAAAUAGCAUACAUAAGUAUUUUUUAUAAAUAAGGUUUCUGGUAAGUGCAGCUUCAUUGAGAGAUAAAUUAUAGUUCCCAGGAUACUUGGCAGGGAGGGGGGAGCAGUGUGCUUUAAAUAUAUGAAGCGGAUGUGACCCUUGUGACUUUAAAAGAGGAUUAGACAGCUGCUUGGAAAAGGCUAUCAAAGGUGCUCUUAUGUGACACCCGCCAUCCUAUUGAUUGGAAGUGUUUAGUUGACUUAUCUGGCUGUUCCCUUCCCUCACUACCCCUCUUUGUCUGUCCCUCUGCUGAAGUGAUGUCCUAGGUGACUGCUAUCCCAAACAAGAGCGUAACAUUCUUCGGCCAAGUCCUUAAACAUGCUAUUUUUCCUGCACCACCAUCCCCACCUCUUCUGGUCUCUCUUCGCUUCCUUUUUCCUUCUCGCUUUCCUUCCUCUUUUUCCUUCUCCUCUUUGGUGCCCUUUACAGCACCCAGGGUUCGCCUUCCCAGCAGCUCAAACAAUGGGGUGAUACAGGUGAGCUGAGCAGCGCAGGUGGCUGCCUGCAGGUGUUACUGAUUCCACUGCAUGCCUCUGAAUCCCAAGAGAAGGUGAUCAAUGCAGGCCCAGUGCUGCAAGCAUUCUCCAUCCCAGCCUUCGCUUUGGGUGGGCCUUAGGCAUUCCAGAAGGCAUCCCCACCCUGCACUCCAGAGCUGCAAAUAGGCAGGGAGGAUGGGGCAGCAAUAGUCUGCAGACCUGUGUGUGUGCACAAGCACUUCACUUUAGAGCUCCCUGUCUAAAGCAUCCGUUUGCACCCUGCCAUUUCUCAAGGCAGAUGAAAGAGCAGAGAUCAAGAGGAUUCCUUAAUUUCGCGUUGACGCAGCUUUGAACUGGUUGUCAGGUCAGAGAUAACGAGCGGUGCUGGAAAGCCUUAGAAAUUAUUUUGUUGCUGAGGUUCCUCUUUGAUGUCCAAAAUCUGUUGCUUUUUUCCCCUUUUUAAUCAUUUCAUUUGAAGAGUAGUAGUUGUGGCUACACUACGGCUAGCAGAAUCAGCUCCCAAAUUAAUUGGACAGAAAUAUUUGAAUACAUGGUUCUUUAAAAAACAAGAGAUUUUCCCUUCUCUUUUUUUGUGUGUGUUUUUCCUCCAUCCCACUCAACAAUCCAUGAUCUGUAUGAGAUAGCUCAGUCGGUAGAGCAUUAGACUCUUAAUCUCAGGGUUGUGCGUUUGAGUCCUACGUUGGGGGAAAAGUUUCCUGCAUUGCAGGGAGUUGUACUGGAUGACCCUGGUGGUCCCUUCCAACUCUACAUUGAUGUUUAUUUUUUGUGGUAGAGCAUAUCUGAGUGGUAGGGCAUCUGCUUUGCAUGCAGAAGGUCCCAGGCUCCUAAUGGCAUCUCCAGGUAGGGAAGGGAGAGAACCUUGAAAAGCUGCUGCCAGUCAGUGCAGGCAAUAAUGAGCUAGAUGGACCAAGAAUCUGUCUCUAUAUAAGGAAAUGCACUACCAGACUUCAAGGGGGGCAGGAAUAGCUCCUGGCUGUAUAGAGCUGCUGCCAGUCAGUGUGGACAAUACUAAGCUGGGUGUACCUAUGGUCUGACUUAGUAUAGGGCAGCUCCCUAUGUUUCUUCCUGGCUUCCUUUUCAGGGUUCCCCCCCCCCCAUGUCUGCAAAUCCUGGGUUUCCCCUAAGGAAGCUGGUGCCCUUCUCUCCUGCUUUUCAGUAGCGCUGUUUAGGCUAAACAGCUGUCAUAUGAAUUACGUCUGAGUUUACAAUGGGUUUAUGUUGAGGGGCUCAAGGCAGGUUUGUUCUCUGCACAGGUGCAGCAAUUAGUGGUAGCUCUGUUGCUUCUGACCUUCCUUUUAAUGUCAUUCACUCCCCCCCCCCCCUUUCCCUCCGCUUCUUUCCAGGAUGAAAGAGAACUUUGUGGUCACAGCCAGCAAAGACAACACAAUGAAAGUGUGGAGUAUCCCCGAGUACAUCACUGCCAGGGAACCUACAGCCGCUCCCACCACAAAUCCUGUCCCCCAACCAACUGCCCCUCCAGUCACAAAGCCUGCUCCCCCUCCCGCGGCCCCUCCAGUCACAAAUCCAGCUCCCCCUCCCACUGCCCCUGCCGCCACAACUGCUGCCACAGCUGCAACCACAACUGCUGCUACAACUGCAGCCACAACUGCUGCUACAGCUGCAACCACAACUGCCGCCACAACUGCUGCCACAGCUGCAACCACAACUGCUGCUACAACUGCAGCCACAACUGCUGCCACAGCUGCAACCACAACUGCUGCCACAACUGCCGCCACAACUGCUGCUACAACUGCAGCCACAACUGCUGCUACAGCUGCAACCACAACUGCUGCCACAACUGGCACAACUGCUGCCACAACUGCUACAACUGCCACCAAAACCUCUACCGCACCUGAUGCCAAAACUGCCCCCUCUAAAAACGCAAGCUCAAAAAGUGCCAAAAAUGUCAAAAUUACCGAAUCUCCCACGACUCCCGAAGAACCCGUAGCUCUUGAAGCCACAGUGACGACAACACCCCACCACAAGGUCAGGCAGUGGCGGAGUUUAGCGGUCCUUUGGAGCUUGGAGAGUGAGAUGACCUCCUCCCUCCACAGCUCUGGAAAUGCUUAUCUAAUAGAAAAUACCAGUUGUUUAAAAAUCUGAGGUGAACUUCUGUCGUUGUUGUUGUUCUGCCCUUCCUCCUAAUGGAGCCCAAGGCAGCAAACAGCAAUACACAACUAAAAACAAAACAAAAUAUAUUUAGAACAUCUAAAAAUAUUUUGGGCUGGGUUUUACGCAAACACAAAAAAGUGGGGUUUGUCCACUUCUUGAGAUUUCCCCCAGUUGUUGUCUUGUCUUAUUUGUUGCAAGGUGGAGAAUGCAGCCACUCAGGCCUGGAGAAAAUUUAAUAAAUUUCCCGCCUUCGGGCCGUGGGUGGGAGAUCAGGAGCAUGCCAGUUUUUCACUCCAUUUCUCUUGUCCAUGAAUUUUCCCUAUCCCUUUUCUGGCACUGAGCAUCAUGCUCGUGUUGACUCCAACCAUGGUUAGCUUCAUUUUGGGUGAACAGGGAGGUUUAUGAACCUUCUGUGCCUGUAGCGGGGGGUGGGGGAACCACCUUUAAAUAAGUGUUAAUAAUAGAAUUGUAGAGUUGGAAGGGUCCCUGAGGGUCAUCUAGUCCAACCCCCUGCAGUGCAGGAAUCCUGCCCACAGUCAUGCCUGGUGGGCUUAAACCACCAACCUUCUGGUUAAUAGCCAGAUGCACUGACCUAUUGUGCCACUGGGAAAACAUCACCAACACAGUAGGGGCUGGGUUUGCAAACCAUGGUUAUUAUUAACAUUGAAAUGGCCAUAAUGCUAUCUAUGGUUAGUCCAAAUUCAUGUACAGUGGUACCUCAGGUUAAGUACUUAAUUCAUUCCGCAGGUCUGUUCUUAACCUGAAACUGUUCUUAACCUGAAGCACCACUUUAGCUAAUGGGGCCUCCUGCUACUGUCGCGCCACUGGAGCACAGUUUCUGUUCUCAUCCUGAAGCAAAGUUCUUAACCCGAGGUACUGUUUCUGGGUUAGCGGAGUCUGUAACCUGAAGCGUAUGUAACCUGAAGCGUAUGUAACCCGAGGUACCACUGUACAAGAGGGGGUGGGGAGGAAGCGCACAGGUCCCAUGGCAAACCCACGAGUAUGAGUUUAGCGACAUCGCGCCUGCAUCGGGUCAGAUUCAGGCUGCCAUACAGAUAGUGCUGUGAUGUGUUGUGUUGUGGAGCAGUUACCCAACUUAUAAAAAUUACUUAUUUUUAACAUGUAAAAAACGAGUAAUAUGUCUUGUUGGUGCUCCUGGCUAUAAAGAAGUCUGGAAUUCUGAAUAACUUGCAAUUCCUCAGCUUGCAAGAGAAUGCACCACCAGAAGACAUCUCUUUGUUUUUUUGUUAAGGAUGUAAAUAGCGUGGCGGUUUCUCCAAACGACAAGCUGAUUGCUACAGCAUCCCAGGACAAGACGGCCAAGCUGUGGACCUCCGACAAUUGCGAGCAAUUGGGAACCUUUGUCGGACACAAACGAGGCGUCUGGUGUGUGCAGUUCUCACCGGUGGAUCGGAUCCUAGCCACCUCUUCUGCGGACGGCACUGUGAAACUCUGGAGUCUGCAGGAUUUCAGCUGUCUAAAGGUACCCUAUGGGGCCAUCUUUAACACCUAGCCAUUAUUUUUCAUUGGCCAGAAGUUUAGGAGCCUUGAACUUCCUGUAAUUUAGAUUAAAUGGUUAGAAAUAAUAUAUGGCUAACCGCAUCUGGCGUGUAAGAGGUUUAAGGAAUGGCAAAAGGAGGAUAAAUAGGGCCAUUAAUUUUCAUGGGAGGAUAGUGCUAUCAGUAGCUACGAGUCACAAUGGCUAUGUUCUACCUCCACUGUUGGAGGCAGUGAUGCUUCUGAAUAUUAGUUGCUGGAAACUUCAGGCAGGGGGUGGGCUGUUGUGCUUGGGUCGUGCUUCAGGGUUUUCCACUGGGGCAUCUGGUUGGCCACUGUGAGAAGAGGUGUUGCUUCUGUGCAGAAAAUAAGGCAAUUGUGCACUGGCUGCCGGUAUGCCAAAUUGAAGGUGUUCCUGCUAGUGUAUAAAGCCCUAAAUGUCUUGGGGUCAGCCUUUCUGCAUGCAGUACCUUCCUGUUGUUUGAGAGAAGCAUUGCAAACUGUCCCGUAGGACCUCCAUUUGGCAGCCACAAGGACUGGGGCAAUUGGCAUAGCGGCACCUAUGUUGUGGAGUUCCCUGCAUGUUCCUUUGCAUGCUAAGCACAUGUCUUCUGUGUUUAGUUUUACACAGCAGUUCCUGCCAUAUAGCCCAGCUCUGUGUUUGCUACUCUUCUGAUUCUUGCCUUUUCACAUUUCUAACUUUGGUGUUACACUGAUCUUAUGCAAGUUUUUCCUCCUUGAUUCAGGAGUACUGAAAUGUGUGUAUCUAUAAAAAAUAAAACAAAUAAGAUGUGUUGACCAUCAGAAACCCCAUUCAGCCCCCUCUCUUGUUUUAAUGAACUGCUUUCUUUAGGAGCAGUCUCUAUUCUGGUCAAGUCAGUAGCUAGACUCCCAGUGACUGGAAUAGUAGGCUCCAUUCUUGAUGAAAACUGAGGUUGUUCAGGAUUCAGAAUAAACUGGGUAGAUUUUUUUAUCCCAUGCACUUCCCCCACCUGUUCAGGAAUGAUUACGUAGCAUCUUAUCAAGCUAUUCAGUGGACAAAUGUUUUACGACUCAAUUAUGUAGACAUUUGAGUGGAUAUGUAAUCUGGGGGCUGCCUGGUUGGCAGUAACUCAUGACAGAGCCUUCUGGGUGGUGGGUCCCCAUUUGUGGAAUGCCUUCCCUGGUGAAGUGCGUCAGUCUCCGUUAUUAUCGUUUUGGAGAAAUUUAAAAACAUUCCUCCCCUCCCCACCCCGGCAUUUAAUGCCUGAAAGACAUGUCUCUGGCAUCCCUGAAAUUAUUAGUUUUGAGACUAGGUGAUUGCAUUUAGGAGUUUUUAAAACUGUUUUUAGAAGUUUUAAUUGUAUUGUUUUCGUAUUGACAUGGUUGCCACCCUAGGCUCCUUGAGAGGAAGGAAGGCGUAUAAAUUUAAUAAAUAAAUGUAUAAAUAACAGCAGGAACAACUUCACUGCCGUCACAACGUUCUUUCUACCUGCUCAUGCUUGCUUCUCCCUCUUCCUUGCCUCUCCAGACUUUUGAAGGUCACGAAGCCCCUGUGCUGAAGAUCAUUUUCGUGAGUGGAGGGGGACAGGUGCUGAGCAGGUAUGUCUUCUGUGGAAAGGGUGUGGCAUUUUGCUUAGGCUGAUGGGCUAGGCAGUCACCCUCUGAAGAAAACAAAAUAGUUACCUGUUACUAGAGGUAGGCUGAGCCCCCAGUUCCCCUGCUUGUUCCCCAGCGGUGCCUCGUAUUAAUAUAUAUAUUGUAUUUAGCUCUAUAUAAUAAAAAUGUAAGGGUGUCAUCGCGUAGUCCUCGUUGGAGGAUUUGUAGUGCCUCAUCACAACUCUGGAUUGUGGAGGCAAUGGCAGAGCAGAGCAAGCAGGGGCACAGCCCCUAGUAUUUAAUAUAAAUCUCUAAGCGCAAUAAUUUGUUUUGUUUAUUGAGUUUAUAUCCUGCCCUUCUUCCUGGUGGACCCCAAUAAAUGACAUCUAACAUUAGUCUCUCCUUGUCUCUUCUCCUCCUUCCCCCAAAGUGGAGCAGAUGGCCUUAUGAAACUUUGGACAAUCAACAACAACGUUUGUGUGAAGACCUUCGACGCUCACGAUGAUAAGGUGUUGGGCCUACACGCCAAUAGGAGAGACAACGCACUGGUGACCGGCUCCGCCGAUUCCAGGGUCUUGCUGUGGAAGGUACAACCGACACAAAUGCCUGACCUAAAGACCACCAUUAUAAUCUGGCUUAUUUGCUUUAUGUUCUUUUUCUUCUUCUUCACCCUCUACCUCGUCGUCUUGAUCAAAAUUCGCUAGUGCCCUUCGUGGAAACGCAGAACGAUCCACCUUUCCUGUGGCCUGGUAUUGAUUCCGAUCUGUAAUAAACGGGUGCCAUUUUUGAACAGAGUCAGUCAAUAUUGCUUGUCCGUUUCUUCAGUGAACCAAGUCCAUCAGUUUAUGAGUUUGUGCCAGUGGAAGCUGGUCCGUGAUGGCAAAUAGGCUGCUGCUCCACCAACCUCAGUUCUGUCCUCAGCCAGCUUCCACCUGCCUGCCUUCUUACAACCAUUCUAGCAAGUGGCCCUGGCUGUCAGCCUCUCCCUCCUUAGUCUCUGUGUUGCCCUUGCUGAAGUCAGUAAGGAGAAGGAGGACACAACUAGUAUUAGUUGGCUUUGUCUGUCAUUGCCUCUGGCACCACUUAAUAUUGGUCCCUGUGCCUUCUGCUCCGUCAGUCUCAGUGGAUACCAGCCACCCCAGUUUGUGCCAUUUCAUAUGCAUUUUGAGUCCCAUUUGAUUAGAGUAGCUAUGGGCAUCUGUCAUUGUAUGGUGGUGAGGCGAUUCAGAAUUAUUAUCCUACACACUCCUUGAGGAUCUCACUAAAUAAUUUAGGAGUGAUGAAAAUGUCCAGGUUAAUGUGAGCGUAGGAAUCUGCCUUAUACACAGUCUGAUCGUCUGUACAACCAGCCCAAUGUUGACUGCACUGAUGGGGAACAGCUGUCCAGGGCUUUGGGCAGAGAAGGGUCUUUAACCACCCAUCCCUCUUCUCAGGCAACUCUGGGAAUUGUAGCUCCUUGAAGGGAAUGGGGUCUCAGCACCCUUAACAGACUACAGCUCCCAGGCUCCUUUGAGAAAAACAAUGGCUGUUUAAGGUGGUACCAUAGUGCUUUAAAUGUGUAGUGCGGACGUUGCCUUAGUCGUGCUUCUAAGUUUAAGCUAAGAUUCAGGCCUCCAAGGCAGCCAUGUGCUAAUGCCCCCACUGCCAGGGAUAGAUCAUGUGACCUAGAAAACUUGUUCCUCUAGCUCCACUUUAGUUCCUUUGCCUGCCUUGCCAUGGAGAAGUUCUGUCCUUCAUCUUCCUGCUUUCAUGAUUUCUUAAAACUAACUUCCUUCCUUCCUUUCAAGGUAAGGUGUCCAGUGAUGCUGAUAUUGGUUCUUGUUCUAGUAAAUAUAUACUGUAUUCCAGUUAUCCUUCAGAAACCAUUAUCAUAUAAUAACUGCAUGCAGCUAUUCAUUUAUUUUACUUAACAUACAUUUCUGACUUCAUUUUAGGGCAAGCUUAAAAGAGAGAGAACUGGACAAAUUCACGGUAGAUAAGGCUGUCAUGUGACUACUUUCCGCAAUGGCUGUGCUCUGCCACCAUGGUUGGAAGCAGUAAUGCUUCUGAAUGCCUGUUUCUGGAAACCACAGGAGGGGAGAGGGCUCUUGGGCUCAGUUUCUGCUCUCAGGUUUCCUAUUGGGGCACCUGGGCAGCCACUUUGAGAACAGGAUGCUGCGUAGAUGACCAUUGGCCAGAUCUAGCAGGCUUUUCUUAUGUGCUUGUCUUCUUAAAACACAAAGCAAUGGAACAAGCACAAAGCAAUGGAACUUUACUGGGCCCAGGAUCUCCCACAAUCUGUGUGCCUUAUUUUUCAGAGGAAGCGUAACCAGUAAAACUGGUUGCAAACCUCAAUCCCAGAUGAUGGUCUUGGCAAUCCAAUAAGCCCACAAGCCUCUCUUUUCAGGAUGAGGCUCCUUUCAAGAGGAGCAUAACUCUGGUUUGUUUUCCCAAAAGGAACUUUCAUAGUUUCUUUAAGCUCCUCACCUCCCUACAGCACACCAGUGCUGGUAAAGACAGGUAUAUCAAUCAACUGUGUUUGGGUAGCACUGAUGUUUCAAGCCGUGCUUUCUUUAGAUGGAACCACCCACACAGAUCCUCUUUUGUGCUCAACAAAGCUGUCGUGACUUAGUUUUUGCCAGCCGUUGAAAACUGACCAACAGUUUCACACUUGGGUACCUAACAGAUGGAUUUGGAAGUUUCAAGGCACAAUUGAUUCAAGCUCCAUGCUUCUUUGGUGGCAUUGCCUUCAAAAAAAUAUCAGCUUGCGUUUCCUGUGUGGCCGGGGCUGGUGAAAGUUAUAGUUCAAAACAGGUUGGAGUAAGGCCACUCAAUACAAAGAGAAAUCUUUUCCGAUUUCUGCCCUGAUGCCUUUAACACAGAGUUAGGGAAGCAUUUUAGCAGAUAUUCAACUGUCCCUGCCUCUGCAGGGCAGCUUCAACGGGUGGGUGGCAUAACCUACCUGCCAAUUUUUGCAUUGAAGCAGCUGCUAAAACAGAGCUUUUCCUUUCCUUUUUAGUCGUGGUUUUAAUGAAACCCGUCAACACCUUGUCCCAGCAACGGAACAAUCAGGAGCUCCCUUUAACCUCCCAAUUGUUCGAGUGUAGUUGUGGCUGUACCUGCCCUGCACCUGGUGGCGUAAGGGGGCUGGUGACCAUGACUUGUGAGGGACGACACAACAGGCCAGACUGGAACUCACCCCAGGUCAAAUUUGACCCACCAGGCAGGGGUUUCCCCACCCUUGCCUUUUAACAGAACAGUUUUGCUCUAAAAGCUGUCGCCUAGGGCUCUGGUACAAAUGCAAAUGCCAGCUGUGAUAGUGGGCACUGCUGUCUGUUAAGUGCGAACGGUUGUGUAAGGUGGUUCUUAAUGGACAUUUUCACCUUUUGGUGUAGCAGGUGGAGGAAGCCUUCUGAGUGCAGGCAAAUUCUGUUUGCCUGGUGAAAACUUGCAUCCCUUAAACAACCUGCAUGAUCAAACAACUUUGUUUCAUUUUGCUUUUCGCAAACAACGUGAUUCAGAUUUGUUUCUUUGAAUCUAGUCAUCCGACUAAACAAGGGAACUACAAGUCCGUAUGAAAUGGAUGCACGGUAACAUCGAUAGAAAUUUAAUCAGCCCUAAAUAAAACCAUGUUCAGCCUGAAGUUUGCUGACAUAUUGCAACAUUCUCCUUUAGGAGUUUUGUUCCUCUAGCCCAAGAUUUCUCCUUAAGGCUGGUGCCUGGGUCCAGCAGCAAGCUUCCUCUUCUUGGUGGGGACUGAUGUGCCCACACUUCAGAGUUCUUGACACUUAAUCCCCCACUGCAGCAGAUGGAGGGAGAAGAGGGCUCCCCAGGGUGGAGGGAGCAAUGUCAUAGUCAAUUCUCCCAUGGACUGACAUCAUCCCCCCAAAGAGAUUAGAGAUAAUUCAUCUUUCUGGUUCCCCGUUGCCAGUGAUAGUCAACAUUAAUUGUACUCUGAGUAGAUCCCUUGAAAAAUCAGUGGAUUUAAGGGGCUUGUCCAUUGCUUUCAGUGGGUCUGCCCUGGGUAUAACUUAACUGGAUAUCGCCCUAUUUUGGUAAAAAGCAAUAAUUACAUUUUCUUUUUAAAUUGUUUUAUUUUCACCACAAGAGCACAAAAAGUCAUUAAAGGAGAUGCUUAUACAAUGGUGGUAAAUACAACUGUAUGUAUGAAUGUUAAACUAACACAUAAAUUAGGAGAGUCAUAUUUCUUACUUAGGUGGAGGUAAGGAGUCGUACAGGUCAUUGUUUGAAAUGUAAAAUAUAAAGUCCCACCAGAUUGCAUAAAAUUGUUCUACUGGUUCUGUGUCUUUCAUCACACAAAUUUUGCGGGUUAUCUUUUUGGUAAUAGCCGGGUUCUACAUUUAAAAUCUAAAAUAUCUCUCUCUAAAAAAAACUCCGCAAAUUCUGUAAAGGACUUGAGUAUGUAUGUUUAAUUUUCCUGAGUCAAUUUGACAGCAUACUUUUCCAUUGCCUGGUGGGACGAGGGUAACACCUGAAAACAUGACCGCGUGGGUGGCUCUUUCAGUUCUAAAACUGAGGGGGAAUCCCACAGGAGUUUCAGAAGUUGCAUUUUCCGAGGCAUCAGCCAUUCCAUUUUGCCAUUUUUUCUUCUUCUUCUGUUCCUUCCCUUCUUUUGUGUUUCUGUAUGUUAAUAGGAUGUCACUCAAACUGAGCUUGAAGAGGAACAAGUGAAGCAGGAAGAGCAGAUUCUGAAGUGAGUAUCUCGGGGCAACUUCCGCAGUUGGGCUGGGGAUUGAUUCUGGGGGGAGGCUCCCCAAAGAGUGCCAUCUGUCCCAUAAAAGUGCACACAUAUAAAUACAAGUGUUGAAGUUGCGAGUGGUUACAGCAGCCUUUCCUGCUGCCCUCCAAAUGCUUUGGACUACAACUCCCAUCAGCCCUAGCUGCCUCGUCCUUCCCAGCAUCAAUGCUGAUAGUGGGAUGCUAUUGCUGGGCGAGACACUCCUGGAGAAUCUCACUUGUCUCUAUAAGUGGUAGCAUCAAGUAUUUGAAAGUGGGAAGUCUGGGCUAGUUGAGAGACUGACCUCAGUGACCACCUGGAGACAGUCCCUUGCAAGGUACCCUGGGGGUGCCACAGGUGCUAGCAGCAUGCCAGAUACUAGAUGGGACCCAAGAUGGCCCUGGCCAUCCUUCCAAUGAGGGCUUUACAGUAGGAGGUCAGCUGCUUGCACAGAGGGCUGUCGAAGAAUGAGUUUUCCACCUGCGUUGUGUUCCAGGCUCCAUCCAGAUUGCAAAACAGGGUAGUAGCAGGGUAAGGUCCAUCCAGGUGGCCCAGGGAGCAAAAGAAAGAGGCAUGCCUGGGAAUGGAAGGGAUCCCUCAUGAGGCCUUCACGGCCUUCACCUCCUGGUCUGUCUUCAUCAAAUACAGCAUUUGCCAUUUUAGCUUUUCUCUGCCGUCACGGCAGCUAGAAACAUGCUCUUUUCAAAUUCCAGCUGUGAUCCAGCACCCUCUCAUUCUUGCUUUGUGUUUUCAGAGAGCAGAAGCUGUCUAACUUGCUGCAUAAGAAGAAGUACCUGAAAGCACUGGGCUUGGCAAUUUCCUUGGACCGGCCACACACGGUGUUGUCGGUGAUCAAGGGUAAGGCUCUUGAUAACAAAGAACAUUAAGGGAGAUUUUCCUUGAGUCUUGGCUGAGCCCUGAAGAAACCUGUUGAGCCCCGCUCUGUUGCUUUCCCUCGGCCUUGCAACAUGAUUCUGUUCACAGAGCGUUCCAUGGGGCUUACUUCCAAGGCCCCGUCUUCUCCCCUAUACAUUUAAAGCAAUGUCAUACCUCUUUAAACAGUCGUGGCUUCUUUCCCCAAAGAAUCCUGGGAACUGCAGUUUUGUUAAGAGUGCUGAGAGUUGUUGUAUUAUUACAUUUAUUUUCCGCCUUUCCUACCAAAGAGCUCAAGGUGGCAGACACAUCUUUCUCCUCCUUUAAUCCCCACAACAAUCCUGCGAGGUAGGCUAGGCUUAGCGGCAUUGACUGGCCCAAGGUCACCCAGUGAGCUUCAUGGCCAAAUGGGAGAUUUGAACCUUGGUCUCUCCCAGGUCCUGUGCUGACACUCUGGCAACCAAGCCACAUUGGCCUAUCCUCAUUCCCCUCCCAGAGCUACAUUUCCUAGAGUUUCCUGGGAAAGUGGGACUGAUUGUGAAACCACUCCUUUUAACCCCUCUUCUACACACACACAAAAAAAAACCAAACAAAAACUGGGAUUUAUUAGUGAUUGGCUGUUCGUUGUUCUUCUUAGCUAUUCUUAAGGAGGCUAAUGGAAAAGAAGACUUGGAAAAGAACCUCCUGAAGCUUCGGAAAGACCAGAAAGGUUAGUUGGUAUGCUGCAGGGACGACCUCUAAAGGGGUGUGUGUGUGUGUGUGUGUGUGUGUGUGUGUGUACUGAACUUAACAAUUACCCAGCAGGUACCCUUUCGCAAAGUCUUUUUUUGUCGUUUUGAACAACAGCCAUGGGAAAGUUGCGAGUUCAAGAAGAAAGACGGGUGAGAGGAGAGGUUGCUUGACCCUGUGCCCUCCUGGCAUUUUUCUGAUUCAAAACCUCCCACCAACACCGCAGGCUGCUUUUCUACUAGGUGGGGAGGGGUGUUGGAUCUGCUUCCCUGCCUUGAAGAAAGGCGCAGGUCAGACGUGUGCCCAGACCUGGCCACGCUUCGCAAGAGAGGUGUGUUGGUUCAAGGUGGCCACGCUGCCUGCAACUUGCACUCCUUCCUGACGUGUCUUCCCCAAACCCCUUCUUCCAGAGGCUGUGCUGAAGUUUUCCAUCACAUGGAACACAAACUCGCGGAACUACCUCGAGGCUCAGGCAGUGGUGGAAACCCUCCUCAAGCAUGAGACGCCAGAGAACCUCUUGCAAUAUGAAGGGAUCAAAGCAGCUGUGGAGUCUCUCCUACCAUACACAGGUAAGUGACCUUUUGAAUACUUCUCCCCAUCCCACCCCAGGCUUCAUCCCGUAACUUCAGUUACGGGUUCAUAUCCUGCCUUUCCACCAGGGAGCUGUACAUUGUUCCCUCUCCCCCAACCCAAUUUUAUCCUCACAGCAACCCUGUGAAGUAGGUUAUCCUGAGAGAGAGAGAGAGAAGAGACUGGCCCAAGGUCACACAGUGAGCUAAACAUCUGAGCUAGGGAUUUUUCCCUGGGUUCCUGCAGUUCUAACCCAGUAUUCCAGCCACUGCACUACACCAUGACUGAUCCUAAAAUGGAGAUUGUUGAGUGGGUGCAGCAGGGCUUCCAGGUGGGAUUGCAAAGGAUUAGACCUGGGACCUUCUGUAUACAACACAGAUGUUCUGCCGCUGAGCCAAGGCCCUUCUCUGGUCCACUGUUACUGAUCUUAUGGGAGAUCCCUUGAUGAGCUCAGAAUGCAGUUUGAAUGCCAUGAACUUGGAAGGGAGCAACUGCUGAUGUGGCAGGAACAGGUAACUUUCAUUCCUCCCCCUGCCUCUCUCUUUCUGCAGAACGGCACUUCCAGAGGCUGGGCCGGUUACUGCAGGCCUCCAUGUUCCUCGAUUUCAUGUGGCAAAACAUGAAGCUGCCUGACACCGCCAAGUGGGACGAGGAGAUGGACACAUGAUGAGCUUUGGGUGCCAGCAGCAUGCGGGGCAGAAGAGCUGGACACUCCUGCCAAGUUGGCACUGCUCUCACCGGUGGAAUAUGUUGAAUUGGUUUGUAAAAAACGCCCCACAAAUGUACGUUUUUCAUUUUGUAAAGGCAUAAAUCUCCCAAGAGUGUCUUCCUACAUACAUCCCUUUCCCAUCCCCUUUAAAAAUGAAAUAAAUUUAUUUAGCAUACUGAGUUUUCAGAAUGAAAUAAUACUCCAUUCUAGGCAGUGGCCCUGACCACCAGAGGCCAUAUCAGAAGACGGGAAAGCAAGUGGGGAUUGGCCAGAGGACAACAUUAUGGCUAUAAAAGAGGCAGCCCGACACUAGGUGGGGCGGUCUGGAGAUUAUGAGGAGUCUGUGAAGAGUUGAAGUUCAAUUAGCUUCACAAAGAGCCUUAAGCAAAGGUGAUAAACAGUGCUGUGGUGACUGUGCCCUUGGCUCUGUGUGAGGCAAACCGUGGGUCACAGUUGCCUUUCAGGCCAUGGGCAGCAAAAAAAGAGGAGGUGAAAGAAGGGUUGUCAACAGCCCGGCCCACCACAUAACACUUGCAGUGAAACAGAUCCUCCAUUUCAAGGUAUCCAGUGGCUUGGUGUUCAGUGUUGUUCUGAGCCCCCGAGGUGGGGGGUACAACAAUUACAGCACAAUAUUAAAGCAGUUUAAAGCAUCUUAAAAUCUCAGAAAUAAAGUGGGUCCUAAAAAUAUACGCCUCGUGAAUCAAAAGGGAUAUGAAAGGAUUGGCUAAUUUUUUUUAUUUAAAUGCACCCUAUUGCACCAAGUGCUUGAAACAUAACACAACCAAUUUAAAUACUUAAAAAUAAUCAUUUUAAAUAUUUUUAAAUACUUACAUAUUUAGAAAUGCAUCUAAAGAGAAUAACAUACCAAGUGAAUUAGAAAAAAAAUCAUACAGUACUUGUAUGAUAAAUGUAUUUACAGACUUAGUUCUGCAAUCUAUACAUAUUAACUCAAAAGGAAAGCCUACCACACCUUUCCCCAAUCUACUGCCGCCCAGAUGUUUUAAGAACACUAUAGGAGUCCUGUUGGAUCAGAGUUAUAUACCCAGCUCCAUCCCGUACAUGCUUAAAAGAUAACAUUAUAUUAAUGUGUAAUAUGAGCCCAUUAAAUUCAACUAGAGAUGAAAAAACCAUCUAGCACUCUGCUGCAAGUGCCUGCAGAUAAAAGAUGUUGAGAUUGCUCAAGCAAGCAAGUCUAAUUGCACACUACAGUGGAGAGGAAUUUCAGUCAUUGGUGGUUUGAGAAAACACAACUCCAUUCAAAUUAAUCCAUUGCCUUCUUAGCAUUAACAAUCACUGUAGGGGUCACCCUAAGGCAGUGAUGGAUUACUCCCAACUCCCAUUAACCCCAGACAGCAUGUCCAAUAAAUUCUGGGAGUUGUAAUCCAACAUCUGGGUGGCAACAGAUUUUCCAGUCCUAGUCCAAAGGCAAAGUAUGGGGAACCACACAUUUAAUGGGGUGGUACUUUCAGCCCUACUUAAUCAGUAGGGUUUUUUGUUUUGGAGGGGGGACUAUAACCCAUCAGCCCCAGAAAGUAUGGCUGAUGUGUGAGUUCUAAGCAUUCUAAGCAUCUGGAGCACCCUAGGUUGAGGAAGGCUCCUAUUCCAAGAACUAAAUGAGCCUGUUUAUCAGUCAGAGAGGCCUGCAAGAGUCGCUUCCAUUUUACCCACUCUCCAAGCAUUAAGGCUCCGAGUUCUAAAUGCACACAUGUAGUGCUGCAUGUGUUGCCUUGCUCAGUACUGGCACUACCCCCCCACUUGUGUUUUGAACCAGCUCCUGCUAUCCCCCCUUGUUUUGCACCCUCUAUGUUGCCGUUUCAAUGGCAGGCUUGAGAGGAUGCAGUGGGGCUGGCCCUGGCCAGAGCCCCUCGCAGGGCUCUUCUGGUGAUGGUGGUGCACCUCUGGAGGAUUUCAUGGGCCUGAGGGCGUGGGGGUAUCGUUGGAUGACCAGAAGCGGGUUCAGAAUCUGAGGAGCGAAGCAAAGUAUCAGACGAGCCCAACGGUUGCUCCUCAAAGCCAGAGUCGCUUCGAUGCUUGCUCUCCAGGGGCGGGGAGAGGCAGCCAUGACUCCUUGAGGAACAGAGGAGGAGGGUCUCUCCAGGGGUGCUGUUCCUCACCCUGUUCACCUCAGGAUUCUGGGGCCAGUCAUAUCCCUGUCCACUCACGUUUCCUGAGCUGUCAGACAGGCAGUCCACCCCACUUGCCAGCCCAGACGUGGCUACGGCCACAGACACACUCAGAGAGUGGGAUCUCAUUCUACUUGGGGGCGUGUUGUAUUCUUGCAUUUCCAUCGUCAUAUUGGUUGAAUGAACCUGGGCAGCACCCUCACAAGAGCCUCUCUGUUGGCUUGGGGAGCUCUUACUCAAGGGACUAGUAGCUUGAGAUAAGUUUGGCAUAGAGUAACACAGGCUGCUAUUGACGAGAGCCAAGAAUUUGCUGUGAGGGUUUCUGUAUGGCUGGAGGAACAUGGAAGGGACAUAGCCUGUUGUCCCGUUAUACCUGAAAGACCAAAAAUGCAGAAACGUCACUUUAAAAGCAAAAUAAGUUCCAGGAUGAC